Messenger RNA from Trifolium pratense (red clover), 3073 nucleotides. Its product is annotated as ATP-dependent DNA helicase Q-like 4A. The transcript is spliced from 23 exons. Gene Ontology annotation, biological process: DNA replication; double-strand break repair via homologous recombination. The record is from RefSeq and is a predicted model, not a curated record. Gene Ontology annotation, molecular function: ATP binding; 3'-5' DNA helicase activity; nucleic acid binding. Bases 1 to 3027 code for a protein of 1008 amino acids. Lineage: Eukaryota; Viridiplantae; Streptophyta; Magnoliopsida; Fabales; Fabaceae. Gene Ontology annotation, cellular component: chromosome; nucleus; cytoplasm.
AUGGGGUUUCCCUACUCUUUUGUGAAGUUGAAACUGUUGAGCAGUUUUGACAAUUGUAUUCAUUCUAACAUUGCUGUUGACCAAAUUGUUGAGAAAUACCAGUCCACUUGCACUCCUCAACCUCCGGUGUCCAAAUUUCCUCCUGUUACACCAUUUGCAGAUAAGGUUAAUUUUGCCGGGCAGGGGGAUACUUUUUUGCCACCAGAGUUGUGCUUGGAUUGCAUCCACGGCUACAAGUUAGGGCUAUGCCCUGAAGCAGCAAGUCAUUUGCAGGAAUUUAAGGAUAAUCUUAUUGCUAUCUCUAAUGAACUGAUUGACAAUGUUGAAAAUCUCAGUUCUGUGCAGAUAGCAAAGCUUCGCGAAGACAGGUCACAGCUGAAUAAGCAAAUUCAACAACUUGAAAAAUAUAUUCAUUCCAGUAAUCGUGACGAAGAGAGGCAAAAGUCACAUUUUGCUACAUCUAUGGCACCACCUACAUCUUUUGUUUAUGAAACACCCCAACGAAAUGUCAUCAGUAGUGGACCAAAUAGAUAUGACGGACAGGCUUAUAUGGGUAAUGGUACAUAUGAGCCAUCAUACCAGUCUUCGUAUGUCAUGCCAUCAGGUCCAGUGGAGAGGGAACCAUUCAUCCCAAAGAUUAUUGAAGUUAAUUACAUUGAAGGUUCUGGAGAUAAACGGUGGAGCAGCCGGGACUUUUCUUGGACUAAAGAGUUAGAGGUUAAUAAUAAGAGAGUAUUUGGAAACCACUCAUUUCGCCCCAACCAAAGAGAGGUAAUUAAUGCCACAAUGAGUGGAUGUGAUGUUUUUGUUUUGAUGCCCACCGGUGGAGGAAAAAGUCUGACCUAUCAGCUACCAGCUCUCAUUAAUCCUGGUAUAACAUUAGUGAUUUCUCCCCUUGUGUCCCUUAUUCAAGAUCAAAUAAUGCACCUAUUGCAGGCAAAUAUACCCGCUGCUUACUUAAGUGCCAAUAUGGAAUGGGCUGAACAGCAGGAUAUCCUUAGAGAACUCAAUUCUGCUUAUUGUAAAUACAAGUUGUUAUAUGUGACACCCGAAAAGGUUGCCAGAAGUGACGUUCUUCUGCGACACUUGGAGAGUUUACACGUUCGUGAGUUGCUUUCAAGGAUUGUAAUUGAUGAAGCUCACUGUGUGAGCCAAUGGGGGCAUGAUUUUAGACCAGAUUAUCAGGGACUUGGUGUAUUGAAACAGAAAUUCCCAAAUACUCCCGUUUUAGCUUUAACAGCUACAGCAACAGCUAGUGUAAAAGAAGAUGUUGUGCAAGCACUCGGUCUUGUUAACUGCAUUGUUUUUCGGCAAAGUUUUAAUCGCCCAAAUUUACGGUAUUCCGUUGUCCCCAAGACCAAAAAGUGUUUGGAGGAUAUUGAUAAAUUUAUCAGGGAAAAUCAUUUUGAUGAAUGUGGCAUCAUCUAUUGUCUUUCACGAAUGGACUGUGAAAAGGUUGCUGAAAAAUUACAGGAAUGCGGGCAUAAAUGUGCAUUUUAUCAUGGGAGCAUGGAUCCUGAUCAACGUGCUUUUGUUCAAAGGCAAUGGAGCAAAGAUGAGAUCAAUAUAAUUUGUGCUACCGUGGCAUUUGGAAUGGGGAUUAACAAACCUGAUGUCCGCUUUGUAAUCCAUCAUUCCCUCCCAAAAUCUAUUGAAGGCUAUCAUCAGGAAUGCGGACGAGCUGGUAGAGAUGGUCAGAGUUCCUCCUGUGUCUUGUAUUAUAGCUACAGUGACUAUAUCCGAGUUAAGCAUAUGUUAAGCCUAGGAGCAAUAGAGCAAAGCCCAAUGCCAUCUGGAUACAGUCGUUCAAAUGCGAUAAAUUCAGGAAGGAUACUGGAAACAAACACUGAAAACCUUUUGCGCAUGGUCAGUUAUUGUGAAAAUGAUGUGGACUGUCGGCGCUAUAUUCAGCUCGUUCAUUUUGGGGAGAAGUUUGAUUCUUCAACCUGUCAGAAAACAUGUGAUAAUUGUGUGAAGGUCACAAGUUUCGUUGAGAAGGAUGUCACCGAAAUUGCAAAACAAUUGGUUGAACUCGUUAAGCUAACGGGACAGAAGGUCUCAGCAUCUCAUAUAUUAGAGGUGUAUCGUGGUUCCUUAAGCCAGAUGGUCAAGAAACACCGACAUGAGACUGUGCGUCUUCACGGUGCUGGGAAGCAUCUAGCUAAGGGUGAGGCUUCCCGUAUAUUGCAACAUCUUGUUGUUGAGGAUUUUCUUGUGGAGGAAGUAAAGAAAAGUGAUUUUUAUGGAUCCGUAUCAUCUGUAUUGAAGGUAAAUGAGACAAAGGUCCGUAAUGUGUUAUUUGGUAGCCAAAGAAUUAUAUUGAGGUUUGUCCUUCCUAUCAAAUUCCCGUCUUUUGUGAAAGCAUCAAAGCCUGGGAAAUCUGAUAUAACUCCAGCCAAAGGUUCUCUGACUUCCGGAAAGCUGAAUCUUCCCAUUGACAUUCCUGACCAACCUCAAACUGAAGUAGACGUGAACCUAGCAGCUAAUUUGUACACUGCUCUGAGGAUGUUGCGGACAGCUCUUUGUAGAGAAGCUGGAGAGGGUGUUAUGGCUUACCACAUAUUUGGCAAUGCUACGUUGCAGCAGAUAAGCAAGAGACUACCAAGAACAAAAGAAGAACUUCUUGAUAUCAAUGGCAUUAGCAAGACUAAAGUAAGCAAGUAUGGGGAUCGGUUACUGGAAACAAUUGAGAAAACCAUAAACGAAUUUUACAAUACGGAUAAAAACAGCAGUGGCAGCAAAGGCAGUGCUGAUUCAGCCAAAAGAAGACGAGAGGCAAAUAGAGAUCCAGAUUCAAAUGCGGAGGAUGAUGAUGAUUCCUUAAUCAAAAGUACCGGUCGUUCCAAGAAAAGGACAGUAAGGAGACAAAUUAAAAAGGCUGAAAUAUAUGAUUCAGAAGAGAAAGAUUAUUACCAUGGAUGCCUUGAUGAGGACCUAGAUUGUAUUAAUAUUGAAGAUGAGGCAUUAGAUAAAAUAAAUGGUACAGAUGCUGCAGGAAGAGUACUACCUCGAUGGACAGCAUCUUGAUAUGGUGUAUGUUGAUUAUCUUAUUAUUGUAUAUGUCCCUUCAGGA